AUGGAGAAUGAAACUCAGCUCCUCACGGGAGCAUUGAAAUAUGGACCAGCGGCAAUCCUUCCGACUGCCGGACUGCUUGGCCAGCUAGUCCCCUAUAUCGUCGCUGUCUCUGCAGCAUACCCCAUCCUGUGCUCUCUUCUCCGAUUCCGUCGCAUGCGAUGGCUUCACCGAAAGUACGAUUUCCCGACGCGCGAGUCCCUCGCCCGCAUGACCGAUGAUGAAGCGUGGGAAAUCCAGAAGGUCCUGUUGCAGCUGGAGUUUCCCUUCUUCUAUAUCAAGGCGCUGCAGUUCGCGCUCUUUCGAACAUAUGGCAUCCCCUCCAUAUCCAAAGUCUUGACGGCCACAAGCCAGUUCUCCAACCCCGAGACCUCUUUCAAGCGCUACACCGACACCAGCGCCCUGGUCCAGGAGUUUAUGGGCCACGCGCCUUCUUCGGAACGCGCCUGCACCGCGAUCGCACGCACCCGCUACCUGCACCAGGGAUACCGCGACUCGGGCAAGAUCAAAGAGGACGACAUGCUGUACACGCUAGGUCUCUUCGCCAUCCAGCCCGUCCGGUUCAUCGAAAAGUACGAGUGGCGCACGCUUACAGACAUGGAGAAGUGCGCCAUCGGCACGUUCUGGAAGAGUCUCGGUGACGGCCUGGGGAUCAGCUAUGAGAAGCUGCCGUCGAGCAAGAUCGGGUUCCGCGACGGCCUCCACUGGCUGGAGGAGAUCAUGGUUUGGAGCGACGAGUACGAGGUCGAGUGCAUGCUGCCGGAUAUCAAGAAUCGGGAGACCGCCGACCAGACGACCCCGGUGCUGGUGUACAUGAUUCCGCGGCCACUGCAACACAUCGGCCUGCAAUUCGUCUCGUUCAUGAUGGAUGAUCGUCUGCGGGAAGCCAUGCUUUACGAAGCACCCCCACCAUCCUACUCCACAGUCUUCGCCUCGCUCCUCUCCCUCCGCCGAUUCGUCAUGCGCUACUUGACCCUCCCCCGCCCCUACGCACUGCGCUACACCGCCUUCACCGAGCAGAUGGACGAGCACAACCGCGUCUUCAUCACCAAGUGGGACGCCGCCCCGUACUACGUCAAACCGACCUUCUGGAACCGCUGGGGUCCCACCGCCUGGCUGACCUGGGCCCUGGGCAAGCCGCUGCCCGGCGACAUGGGCGACAAGUACUACCCGCAGGGCUACCACAUCGCCGACGUGGGGCCCAAGUACUUCGAGGGCAAAGGCCAGAAGGCGAUGGAGAAGACGAUGGGGGAGUUGAAGGUCUCGCGCACAGGCAAGUGUCCGUUUCUCUGA
This is a messenger RNA of Aspergillus clavatus NRRL 1, 1290 nucleotides long. RefSeq lists its product as uncharacterized. Bases 1 to 1290 code for a protein of 429 amino acids. The transcript has 3 exons. Gene Ontology annotation, molecular function: oxidoreductase activity. The record is from RefSeq and is a predicted model, not a curated record. Lineage: Eukaryota; Fungi; Ascomycota; Eurotiomycetes; Eurotiales; Aspergillaceae.